This is a messenger RNA of Sesamum indicum (sesame), 692 nucleotides long. RefSeq lists its product as uncharacterized. NCBI's taxonomy places the organism in Eukaryota, Viridiplantae, Streptophyta, Magnoliopsida, Lamiales, Pedaliaceae. The record is from RefSeq and is a predicted model, not a curated record. Gene Ontology annotation, cellular component: cytochrome b6f complex.
UCAGUAUUCAGCCAAUCUUUUCCUGGCCACUACUAAAAAGGUUAGGAAUUCACUCUUGAAAAUCAGCCUCUAUCCCAUCUUCUUGUCAGCCAACCAUCUCAGCACCACCUUAUCCAUUACUCCAAUUUCUCCCAUACAAACUGCACCUAUUCAAUCUCCCAUCAUCCCUUCUUAUUCCAUCUACAACUUAGAUCAACAAAUCCAUCUCAAAGGACAGGUUGCGAGUCUUUAAGCAAUGGCGACGGCUGCAGCAACAAUAUCUCCAGUGACGGCUGUUCUGGGCCACAGCAGAUCAUCCCAGAGGAGAACAAGAGUCAAGUACAUCAGUGGAUUGAAUUCAUUUGGCGGGCUCAAGGCACACAACAAUGUGGCCUCACUAGGCCUUCCAGUUUGCACUGAGCAGUCUUUUGCAAAGAUUGUUAGCUCACUGAAGAAGCCAUCACAGGACAGGAGGGGUGGUGCUCUGACUUCCACUUGCAAUGCUGUGGCUGAGAUUUUCAGGAUUGCUGCCAUCAUGCCUGGCCUUGUUCUCGUUGGAGUCGCCGUUGGAUUCGUUCUUCUUCGGCUCGAAGCGACCUUGGAGGAAGAAUGAAGUAAUCUGAGACUCUGUUACUCUUCCCUUUGUUUGAUUCUCUCCUCAAAUGUAGAAUUGAUUUAUUUUUCUACAUAAAUAAAGUGGUAAGUUGAAUUCA